AAGAAAGUACAAAAUGUACACUCUCUCAUGAUCCCUUCCCUUCCCCAUUCACGCUAAGCCGCUUUCGGCUUUUCCGUCAGAUAGAUAGAUAGAUACUAUCGCCAAGUAAACCCCAAUUUCCAAUUCUUCAUCUCUCUCAUCCAAAUCUUCCCCCAAAACUAGUUGGGAUUUCUGAAUUUCUGUGAUCAUUGCUAUGGGUGAUAACAAUUCUCCAUCUGGGUCACCAAAACAAGAUGCAAAACCAGAUCUUGUUGUUGACGGAGGAGACUCCGCAAUUCCCAAAGGUGACACUGACACCACCUCGCUGGAAACCAUGGUUCGGAGUUUCCAAGAUUCCAUGUCUGUAGGGAAGACACACAAAUUCUGGGAAACCCAGCCUGUCGGCCAAUACAAGGAUCUCGGCGACACCACGCUACCGGAAGGCCCAAUUGAGCCGCCGACACCGCUAUCUGAGGUGAAGCAGGAGCCCUACAACCUUCCCAGUGCUUAUGAGUGGACCACUUGUGACAUGGAAUCUGAGGAGACCUGUGAUGAGGUUUAUCUCCUGCUGAAGAACAAUUAUGUUGAGGAUGAUGAGAACAUGUUCAGGUUCAAUUACUCCAAGGAGUUUCUGAGAUGGGCCUUGUGCACUCCUGAUUAUUAUAAAUCUUGGCACAUUGGGGUUCGUGCGAAAUCUUCGAAGAAAUUGGUGGCUUUCAUCAGUGGUGUCCCUGCGAGGAUUAGGGUGAGGGAUAAUGUUGUGAAGAUGGCGGAGAUCAAUUUCCUGUGUGUGCAUAAGAAGCUUAGGUCGAAGAGGCUUGCCCCGGUUAUGAUCAAGGAGGUUACUAGGAGGGUUCAUUUGGAGAAUAUCUGGCAAGCUUCUUACACUGCUGGGGUUGUGCUUCCGACUCCGAUCACGACUUGUCAGUAUUGGCACAGGUCGUUGAACCCGAAGAAGCUUAUUGAUGUUGGAUUCUCGAGGCUUGGUGCGAGGAUGACGAUGAGCCGUACUAUCAAGCUUUACAAGCUGCCUGAAUCAACUGUCACUCCUGGAUUCAGGAAAAUGGAGACGCGGGAUGUUCCUGCCGUUACGCGGCUGCUGAGGAACUACUUGAGUCAGUUUGUUGUUGCUCCGGAGUUUGAUCAGAGUGAUGUUGAGCACUGGCUUCUUCCCAAUGAGAAUGUGGUGGAUAGCUACUUGGUUGAGAGCCCUGACAGCCAUGAGAUUACGGAUUUCUGCAGCUUCUACACUCUUCCUUCUUCCAUCCUUGGGAAUCAGAGUUACUCCACUUUGAAAGCUGCUUAUUCUUAUUAUAAUGUGUCUACUAAGACUCCGCUGCCUCAGCUGAUGAAUGAUGCGCUGAUUGUGGCGAAGCAGAAGGAUUUUGAUGUUUUCAAUGCCUUGGAUGUGAUGCAUAAUGAGAGUUUCCUCAGAGAGCUCAAGUUUGGACCUGGAGAUGGACAGCUUCACUACUACUUGUACAAUUACCGGAUUCGGAGUGCCUUGAAACCAUCUGAACUUGGGCUUGUGCUCUUGUAGUUUGGUAUUUUUCAGUUUUGGUUCUGCCAUGUACUUGGUAGAACCGUACAUUAGUUUUGUUUUGCUAGCUUAUUGUUUCAACAUCAUUUCUUGUUCCUUUAAAUACUGGCAAUUAACAUUAUUGAGUUUACAGGGUAUCUCAUUGCCCCUCUUAUGGGGAGACUUUCUGGUUUCUGCUAAAA
Messenger RNA from Lotus japonicus, 1701 nucleotides. Its product is annotated as glycylpeptide N-tetradecanoyltransferase 1-like. The transcript is spliced from 2 exons. Bases 194 to 1519 code for a protein of 441 amino acids. Gene Ontology annotation, biological process: N-terminal peptidyl-glycine N-myristoylation. Lineage: Eukaryota; Viridiplantae; Streptophyta; Magnoliopsida; Fabales; Fabaceae. Gene Ontology annotation, cellular component: cytoplasm. The record is from RefSeq and is a predicted model, not a curated record. Gene Ontology annotation, molecular function: glycylpeptide N-tetradecanoyltransferase activity.